AUGGUUCACCUCGCAACCGUUGCCACGCCCCCCGACUCGGGCUCCGAGGACUCCUCCAACGCCAGCCUUUCCAAGGUUAUGAAGACGCUCAAGAACGUCCAACUGCAACUUGCCGACCAUGAUGACUGCUAUACUACUAGCGUCUACGGCUCUCGCUUCGCCAACCAGGAUCUCCCCAAGAGGGAGAUGCCUGAGAACGAGAUGCCCAAGGAAGUCGCCUACCGUAUGAUCAAGGACGAGCUAAGUCUUGACGGCAACCCUAUGCUCAACCUUGCCUCCUUUGUGACAACCUAUAUGGAAGAGGAAGCUGAGAAGCUCAUGGCCGAGUCCUUCUCCAAGAACUUUAUUGACUAUGAGGAGUACCCCCAGUCGGCUGACAUCCAGAACCGCUGUGUUAGCAUGAUUGGCAAGCUCUUCCAUGCCCCCGUUGGCGCCGGUGAAGGUGUGGGCGCCGUCGGCACCUCCUGCGUUGGCAGCUCCGAGGCUAUCAUGCUCGCUGUACUUGCCAUGAAGAAGCGCUGGAAGAACAAGCGUCAGGCCGAGGGCAAGAGCACGGACCGCCCCAACAUCGUCAUGUCCAGUGCUGUUCAGGUCUGCUGGGAGAAGGCUGCCCGCUAUUUUGAAGUGGAGGAGAAGCUCGUAUACUGCACGCACGACCGCUACGUCAUUGACCCCGAAGAGACGGUCAGUCUCAUCGACGAGAACACCAUCGGCAUCUGUGCCAUCUUGGGCACCACUUACACGGGUGAGUAUGAGGACGUCAAGGCUGUUAACGAUCUGCUUGUGGAGAGGAAUAUCGAUGUUCCCAUUCAUGUCGAUGCUGCCAGUGGAGGAUUCGUCGCCCCUUUUGUCGUCCCGGAUCUGGAGUGGGAUUUCCGUCUGGAGAGAGUUGUCUCCAUCAACGUCUCUGGCCAUAAGUACGGCCUCGUGUACCCUGGUGUUGGCUGGGUUGUCUGGCGCUCGGCUGAAUACCUCCCCCAAGAACUCGUUUUCAACAUCAACUACCUUGGCGCCGACCAGGCAUCCUUCACCCUCAACUUCUCCAAGGGAGCUUCUCAAGUUAUUGGCCAGUACUACCAGCUCAUCCGCCUGGGAAAGAAGGGCUACCGCGCCAUCAUGUCCAACCUGACCCGCACCGCCGACUACUUGAGCCAGUCUCUCGAGUUUCUUGGCUUUAUCAUCAUGUCCAAGCGCUCCGGCGAAGGCCUCCCUCUCGUCGCCUUCCGCCUCCCAGAAAACGAGGAACGUAACUACGACGAGUUUGCCCUGGCCCACCAGCUCCGCGUCCGCGGCUGGGUAGUCCCAGCCUACACCAUGGCGCCCAAGACUAACGACCUCAAAAUGCUACGGGUUGUUGUUCGCGAGGACUUUAGCAAAUCCCGCUGCGACAGCCUCAUCACCGACAUCAAGCUCUGCAUGGGCUUGUUGGAACAAAUGGACCAAGAAAGCAUCAAGCGGCAGCAAGACUUUAUCCACAAGCACCACCUCGCCAGCACCAAGGCGUCCCAUAACCACCCAAAGUUCAGAAAGGAAAAACAUUCACUGCAGGGUAAAACUGGCAAAACGCAUGCCAUCUGCUAA
This is a messenger RNA of Colletotrichum truncatum, 1581 nucleotides long. Its product is annotated as glutamate decarboxylase. NCBI's taxonomy places the organism in Eukaryota, Fungi, Ascomycota, Sordariomycetes, Glomerellales, Glomerellaceae. Gene Ontology annotation, molecular function: glutamate decarboxylase activity; pyridoxal phosphate binding. Gene Ontology annotation, cellular component: cytosol. The record is from RefSeq and is a predicted model, not a curated record. Gene Ontology annotation, biological process: L-glutamate catabolic process.